AUGGGGGUGGCACUCUCGCUGCCUUUCCUCGGCGGAGGUCUGGCAUCCGUAGCCAGCUCAUGUGUUGCGGGACUCGCCUGCUUCUGUACAAGCACAGCCGCCUCGGCCAUGUUCAAGUCUUGUAACUGCCAGUCAUCGAUCGCCACCCGUGUCGGCUUCGCCAUCAUAUUCUGCCUUGACGCGCUGUUUGCAUGGCUGAGUCUCACUGGCUUCAUGAUGCACAAGAUAGAGGAGUGGUCGUACAACUACAUCAAGAUGGACUGCAAGGACAAAGAUCGAUGCUAUGGCGUUCUUGCAGUCCACCGCAUCACGUUUGCGCUCUCGCUUUUUCACUUUAUCCUCGGCAUGCUGCUCAUUGGCGUUAAGGAUACUCGAACCAAGCGAGCCGCCAUUCAAAACGGCUGGUGGGGUCCCAAGGUGUUGCUAUGGGUCCUGUUAACCUUGUUGAUGUUUUUCAUCCCGAACGGCUUUUUCGUCUUCUGGGCCAACUACUUUUCGCUUAUCUUUGCCUCGAUCUUCAUCGUCGUUGGUUUGGUAUUGCUGGUCGACUUUGCGCAUUCGUGGUCCGAGACGUGUCUGGACAGAUGGGAGCAGACCGAGUCUGAUUUUUGGAAGUUUACCUUAAUCGGCAGCACUCUCGGGAUGUAUGCGGCAGCUAUCGCGCUGACCGGAGUGCUGUAUGGCUUCUUUGCCUCAAGCGGAUGCUCGCUCAACCAAUUCUUCAUCAGCCUCAACCUGGCACUCGUCGUGGUGCUUACGGUACUCUCGAUCAGUCCGCAAGUGCAGGAAGCCAACCCGAGAAGCGGUUUGGCUCAGAGCAGUAUGGUAGCUGCCUAUUGUACCUACUUGAUUGCCUCGGCGGUGAUGAACCGCGAUAACGCUGAAUGCAACCCUAUCACGCGUGGUCGUGGUGGAAGUGCCAAGACGACCACAGUGGUCCUCGGUGCCGUUUUUACCUUCCUCGCCAUCGCCUACUCGACUUCUCGUGCCGCGACGCAAUCAAAGACGCUCGUAGGCAAGCGCCGUGCCGCUUUGAACGAGAGUCGACCUCCAUCGGGCUACGGGCCGUUGGCCACCCGCGAAUCGAUCGACAACUCUUCUGGGGCUUUGGUGACGGAUCAGCCGACCAAGAAGGACUCUCUCCGCAUCCAGGCGCUGAUGGCAGCGGUAGAAGCAGGCGCCAUCCCAGCGUCGGCAUUGGACGAAGAGGACGAUGACGACGAAAUGGAGACAAGGUCCGAGAUGGGCGGUGAUGAAGACGAUGAUGAACGUCAAGGAACACGCUACAACUACAGCUUUUUCCACUUUGUCUUUGCCAUCGCUGCAUGCUACACGGCCAUGCUGCUGACCGACUGGCGCUUCGUGCGUCUGGGUGGGCCUUCACCGGAUCCCAGCGAGGACGGUGCUCCCAUCGCCUACAUUGGUCGCAGUACAACAGCUAUGUGGAUGCGGGUUGUGAGUAGCUGGCUCUGCAUCUGCAUUUACACAUGGAGUCUUGUAGCUCCCGUACUUUUCCCGGACAGAUUUGGUUACGAUUGA
Mycosarcoma maydis (corn smut) is the source of this 1539-nucleotide messenger RNA. RefSeq lists its product as uncharacterized. The coding region runs from base 1 to 1539 and encodes 512 amino acids. Lineage: Eukaryota; Fungi; Basidiomycota; Ustilaginomycetes; Ustilaginales. The record is from RefSeq and is a predicted model, not a curated record. The transcript has 2 exons. Gene Ontology annotation, cellular component: membrane.